AUGGAUUCCCAAAUGCUAUCCCCUCAGUUAGAAGAUCUCGUGACCCGGAUUCAAGAGGCGUUUGCAUCGGGCAAAGCCGUCUUCGAUUCACAACAAUCCAACAAAGACCAAAUCAACCCUCUCAUCCAGCCCUCUCUGACUGCGAAGAUGCCGCCACGAACGUGA
This is a messenger RNA of Puccinia triticina, 165 nucleotides long. RefSeq lists its product as uncharacterized. The coding region runs from base 1 to 165 and encodes 54 amino acids. The record is from RefSeq and is a predicted model, not a curated record. NCBI's taxonomy places the organism in Eukaryota, Fungi, Basidiomycota, Pucciniomycetes, Pucciniales, Pucciniaceae. The transcript is spliced from 3 exons.